Molecule: messenger RNA, 2709 nt
Organism: Scedosporium apiospermum
Lineage: Eukaryota; Fungi; Ascomycota; Sordariomycetes; Microascales; Microascaceae
Product: ATP-dependent RNA helicase chl-1
Exons: 3
Coding region: 1-2709 (902 amino acids)
Biological process (GO): establishment of sister chromatid cohesion; nucleobase-containing compound metabolic process
Cellular component (GO): nucleus
Molecular function (GO): DNA helicase activity; DNA binding; hydrolase activity, acting on acid anhydrides, in phosphorus-containing anhydrides
Source: RefSeq, a predicted model, not a curated record
AUGUCUCUGCCACUGAGAUCCGAGACUGCCAACGAGGGUGGUUCCCAAGAUGAACCGGUAAAUUUCCACCACCCUUAUACGCCCUACGACGUACAGCUCCAAUUCAUGAAAGCGGUCUACAAAGUCCUCCAAGCUGGCAAUGGUCAAAUCGGAAUUCUCGAGAGUCCCACGGGCACCGGCAAGUCCCUCUCUCUCAUCUGCUCCUCCCUCACAUGGCUGCGCAACUUCAAGGCGUCGUCCCACGAAGCGGCGCUCAAGGACCUAGGCGCCAAAUUCGCCGAUGAGCCCGACUGGGUGGUCGAGCAGCUGCUCAAGCGAAAGAGUGAGGAACUCACCCGGCGGUGGGAGGAGAGGGAGGAACGGCUUGAAAAGAUACGACAGAAGGAAAAGGCUAUGGAGGCGAGACGGAGUGCCAAGCGACGGCGUGUUGGCGAAGAGGAAUCACUGAGCACGCGGAAAGGACCGAUUGACGAGGAUGCCGAGUGGCUCCUAGAUGACUGGGAGGGUGACGAUUCGAAGGGAAGCGAUCCCUUCUCUGGGCUCAGUGCCGAAACCAGAGAGAUAUUGGCACGGAUGGGCGGACUUGGCGGGGUGAAGAAGCAGAGUGAUACUGACGACAAGCUCGAGGACGAAGUGAAGAUAUUUUACGCAUCCAGGACGCAUUCUCAGCUGAGCCAGUUUAUAUCAGAGCUCCGUCGACCUUCUUUCCCUUCCAGCUAUCCAAAAAUGCAAUCCUCGCCUAAGACGGCAGAUGGAUCCAAGGAUAAAGAGCAUGUCAAGCAUAUUCCUUUGUCAUCGCGACAAAAAUUAUGCAUAAACCCGUCUGUUGCGAGGCUUGGGUCGCUCUCGGCCAUCAAUGAUCGCUGCGCUGAGUUGCAGCAAUCCAAGACGAAGGAGAAGUGCAAGUUCUUGCCCAAUGAGGAAACGCUUUCCCAAACUCAUCAGUUUCGGGACACGGCCCUUGCUACGCUUCCUGAUAUCGAGGACCUUUAUACCUUGGGAAAGUCUCUAGCGGUAUGCCCGUAUUACGCCUCGCGAACGGCGAUCCCUGCAUCCGAGAUCAUUACUCUCCCUUAUCCGCUCCUCUUACAAAAGAGUGCUAGAGACGCACUUGGCAUCAAACUCGAAGGCAAUGUUGUCAUCAUAGACGAAGCACAUAACAUCAUGGACGCUGUGUCGAACGUAAACUCUGCGGCGAUCAAACUGAGCGAACUCAAACGUGCGCGGCAGAUGCUCAGUGUAUACGUGCGAAAGUUUGGCAAGAAGCUGAAAGGGGAGAAUCGAGUCAUGGUGGGCCGAGUUGGCCGUGUUGUCGAAGGGUUGAGCGACUGGCUGGAUGGCGCCAUGAAGCAAAAGAGCGAACAUGGCAUUGUGGACGCAAAUGCCCUUCUACGACAGAAGGCCAUCGACCAAAUUAACAUGUACAAGCUCGUUCAAUAUAUCCAAGAAUCGAAACUAGCCUACAAGAUCGAGAGCUACGUCUCCUACGUCGAAGACGAACAACAACCCGAUUCUACCCACCAAACCGCGGCGAAAUCAUCCACCCCCGUCCUCCAUACCCUCCUCUCUUUCCUCCUUGCCCUCACGAAUCUUAGUUUCGAAGGCCGAAUAUUUUACCAAAAACUGGACUCCACCCCACGCGACAUCGAGCUCUCCUACCUCCUCCUCUCCCCUACUCACGCCUUCUCCUCAAUUGCCUCCUCCGCCCGCGCCGUCAUCCUCGCCGGCGGCACCAUGUCUCCCUUUGACGAUUACACUGCUCACCUAUUUCCUUAUCUACCGGCCGAAAAGAUCACAACGCUAAGCUGCGGCCACGUUAUCCCCCGCGAGAAUCUCUGCGUUUGGACCCUCGGUCGAUCUCGUGCCGGUGAUGCCUCACCAACGUUCGAGUUCAGCUUUCAGCGCCGAGGGGACAAGGCCAUGAUCAAUGAUCUCGGCCUCGCGCUUCUGAACAUUUGCUCUGUAGUUCCAGAUGGGGUAGUCGCUUUCUUCCCCAGCUACGGCUACCUAGACGAAGUUGUACAGGCGUGGCAAGCAAAACCUCCCGGCGCUCCCAACUCGGUGUGGGAUCGACUGGGCACUAGGAAGGAAAUAUUCCGUGAAUCAAAGGGCUGCUCAAGCGACGAGAUUCUCGAAGCUUACUCGACCGCGAUAUUAUCACCCGCAGCCAACGCAAAGACAAAGGGCGCUUUACUCCUCAGCGUGGUCGGUGGCAAAAUGAGCGAGGGCAUCAACUUCUCUGAUCGCCUUGGGCGGUGUGUCCUCAUCAUCGGACUCCCUUAUCCCAAUAUCAAUUCCCCUGAGUGGAAGGCGAGAAUAGAAUAUAUCGAAUCCACCACUGUGUCGCGUCUACUCCCCUCCUCUUCAUCUUCAACUACGGAUGCCCCCGAGGGUACUACCACGAGCAUACCUGGUAGAAAGAUGACUAAAGACCAGGCGAUGGCUCAAGCUAAGAAUGCUGCUCGGUCCUUCUAUGAAAAUGCCUGCAUGCGGGCUGUGAAUCAGAGUAUUGGCAGAGCUAUUCGUCACAGAGGUGACUACGCUGCUAUCAUCCUCGUGGAUAGGCGGUACGCGGCGAAGAGGAUACGUGGAAAGCUUCCGGGGUGGAUUGCGGAGGCGAUGGAGGGAGGCGAUGAGGGAGAAACGCUGGGGAAAGUAAUGGGCGGGUUGAGUGUUUUCUUUAGGGGAAAGAAAAGUACAGAGAAUUAG